This is a messenger RNA of Cuscuta epithymum, 1411 nucleotides long. The record is from the annotation of a GenBank genome assembly. NCBI's taxonomy places the organism in Eukaryota, Viridiplantae, Streptophyta, Magnoliopsida, Solanales, Convolvulaceae.
AUCUCAAGACAAAGUUCAAAAGAACAAAAAUGAAAGACAGUUAUUUUGGAGAACACAAGCUUACCAGAGAGGAUUUUGACUAGAACAUUGAGGAACUAAAGAAGAUUGAGGAAUUUUAAGAGUCGUUUUUGCUUGAACAUAAACAGUUCGUAAGUCUUCUAAACUAAAAAGUGUGCCCCUUCGCUGAUUACUUAAAUCAAAGCGAGAAAAUGGACAACUUUUCAAAAUUGCCAGAGGAAUGUAUCUCUGAAAUUCUUUCCUUAACUUCGCCGGCGGAUGUAUCCGCUUCUUCUACCAUUUCUAAGCGUUUCAAAUCAGCAUCCGACUCCGAUAUUGCUUGGAACAAAUUUGUGCCGUCCGAUAUCGACGACAUCAUUUCCAAAUCAUCCACUCCAUUGCCCUUUGAGUUACCGCCGCCGUCCAAGAAGCAUCUAUUUCUCAGCCUCUCCGAUAACCCGAUUGCCCUUGAUGCAGGCAAACAGAUGUUUUAUCUGGACAAGUGUUCUGGCCAGAAAUGCGUUAUGAUUGCGCCCGCCGAGCUUGCUUUCUUUGGGACCAAUGUUAGGGACGAGUACCCGAUAAGCAGACCCGACCCAAGCGCCAGGUUUAUUACCUGCAGGUUCAAGGAAGUAGCUGAGCUCAUAUUGAAUUUUGGUGUGUUUGACAUUUGCUUCAAAAUGCCAAAUCAAAUGUUGUUAUCCAAGGAAACACAUUAUUCAUGUUAUUUGAUGUACAAAGAAGAAGAUGAAUAUCACUCUGGGGAUAUUGAAUAUAGUGAUUCAACCAUUAACGCCCUUAACGAUGUCCCUAUAAUUGGACAUAACAAAAGGGUUGGAAAGGACGGGUGGGAGGAAAUAGAAAUUAAAUCCUUCUUCAACAACGGAGCAAAUGACGACGAUGAGGAUAUACGAGCGUCUGUUGGUGUUGGUUGGGAUUAUGAGUUUAUGAUCAUUCAAGGUGUCGAGUUUCGGCCUCGUGAUGUUCUGAGAAAAGAUUAUAGCAGCUGUUUUCCUGAUUUAUUCACAUCAAUAUUAAGGAAAUUCAAACUUGGUAAAUUCCCUCCAGGGAUGAUGGAUGACCUGGAUGAGCUACUCAACGAAUUACAUUUGGACUGAAGCUAAUAACAUGCCCUUGACAUCCAAGGAUAUGAACUAUAUUUUAAGCUUCAUUUCAUGCCAUUUUCCUUUAGACCAAAAACAGAGACUAGAGUGUUGCUCGUCAGAUUUUGAAUGGAUUUUAUGUUUAUUGCCAGUUGUUAUUUGAACAAUAUUAUGUUUAUCACUAUCUCUUGGAUCACUACUUAAUAGUUGACUAGUUGUAAGUUAGUUUUAACUUCCUCUCUGUAAGACUCAUUUGGUAGUUCUGUAAAAUAAUUAUCUUAAAAUAUUACGUACUACUUCGCAAUUCAUCC